Molecule: messenger RNA, 2152 nt
Organism: Juglans regia (Persian walnut)
Lineage: Eukaryota; Viridiplantae; Streptophyta; Magnoliopsida; Fagales; Juglandaceae
Product: probable chlorophyll(ide) b reductase NYC1, chloroplastic
Exons: 10
Coding region: 207-1775 (522 amino acids)
Biological process (GO): chlorophyll catabolic process; PSII associated light-harvesting complex II catabolic process
Molecular function (GO): chlorophyll(ide) b reductase activity
Source: RefSeq, a predicted model, not a curated record
UCUCCUUCCUCCAGAUCUCCUCCGAAUCUCUCUCUCUCUCACAGAUAUUUUAUCAUUAUUGUUGUUUUUUUUUUUUCUAAUUUUAUCGCAAGAAAAAGGAAAGCCUUUUGUACAAUACAUAAUAAAUAUCAAAGACACCCCAGAAAAUAUCGGAACGCUUGCUCUUAUAUGAAAUAUCGAUCGAUUAUUUUCAGUUUACAGUAGCCAUGGCCACAGUAACUAGGCUUCACGUUUUCCCACAAAGCUUCGAGCACUGCUUCAAGCACCACCACAGGAGUUGUCAACCCGUCGUGCUCCGACCGGGUUUAUGCCUGUACGGGUUGCGACAAUCCGGUCCGGGUAAUGGGAUGUGUUCGAAACAGUGCCGAUCUUUUAGGAGGGAGGAGGGAGAAGUUGAUAAGGAGAAAGAGGGGGUGGUGAAAAGCGCUAGAAAGUGUCGGAGUUUGAAGGAAAGUGAGGGUAAGCUCGAAACCGGAACUGGGUUUUGGAAAUCUUUCAAGACUACUAUUUUGGGUGGUUUUGGUUUGGCUCGUGAUGGUGAUGAGUAUAACACGGCUGUGGCCAAGGUGGAGAAGGUGCUCUCCUUGGUUGCUAUCCAAAUUGGAAGGUAUAUGGUAACCAUGAUGAGCACGGGAGCAAUACUUGCAAUUGGAUUUCAGUUGUCAGGUGGAGACAGUCAGAUGGACACUUUGAUUUGGUAUAGCUGGCUUGGGGGAAUUGUUACUGGAACCAUGAUAGGAGCUAAUAUGGUUCUAGAGGAACAUUGUCGUGCUGGUCCACGUAAUGUUGUCAUAACUGGAAGCACAAGGGGACUGGGAAAAGCUCUUGCUCGUGAAUUUCUUCUUUCAGGAGAUCGCGUGGUUGUUGCUUCUCGCAGCCCUGAGUCUGUCGAUAUGACUAUCAAAGAGCUUGAGGAGAACCUUAAGGAAUGCAUGGCCACAGCAAGUGACUCGUCCAGGAGAAGGCUGCAACAUGCAAAAGUGGUAGGCAUUGCAUGUAAUGUUUGUGAACCCGAUGAUGUUCAGAAAUUGGCAAAAUUUGCACUCCAUGAACUGGGUUCAAUCAACAUUUGGAUAAACAAUGCUGGCACAAAUAAAGGUUUUAGACCAUUGCUGCAGUUUUCUGAUGAAGAUAUUAAACAGAUUGUCUCAACAAAUCUGGUUGGCUCUCUUCUGUGCACUCGAGAAGCCACACAAGUGAUGAAGAACCAGGAUAAGGGGGGCCACAUUUUCAACAUGGAUGGUGCAGGCUCUGGGGGAUCUAGUACCCCUCUUACAGCUGUUUAUGGGUCAACAAAGUGUGGUCUUCGGCAGCUUCAAGCAUCCCUUUUGAAAGAGUGCAAGCGAUCCAAAGUUGGGGUGCACACAGCAUCUCCAGGCAUGGUUCUUACAGAUCUGCUCCUGAGUGGCUCGAGUGUGCAGAAUAAGCAGAUGUUUAACAUAAUCUGUGAGCUUCCCGAAACAGUUGCUAGAACUUUAGUUCCGAGGAUGAGGGUCGUAAAGGGAACAGGGAAGGCAAUAAAUUACUUGACUCCUCCUAGGAUCUUGCUUGCUUUAGUCACCGCAUGGCUUCGACAGGGUCGCUGGUUUGAUGCUCAGGGAAGGGCAUUAUAUGCAGCAGAGGCAGAUCGCCUCCGAAAUUGGGCUGAAAACCGCACUCGAUUUUCUUUUACCGAUGCAAUGGAAAUGUACACAGAAAACACUUGGGUGUCAGUUUUCUCAAUCUCUGUAGUUUGUGCCUUCAUAAUCCUUUCUACCAGUGGCAGCACAACGUGAAAGAAUCAGGAAUAUUUGUAGAACAGGCCAAUGCUCUUCUUGAAGGAUGUCAACUGCAUCUCAUAGAUCAGAAAGUAAGUACACAACACUUCCAGCCGGUUAGUGGUUUUUAUUACCUGCAUCCUUCAGACACUUCCUUAACAAUUAGGAAGUUCAGUUGUACCCUGCAUCCUUUCAGACACUUCCUUUAACCACCCAUGUACAAGAGUCCAGUAAAGGUUGAGUGGUGUAGACAGAGAUGAACGCUUCUUAAGUCAUUAAUGAAGCAUUCCAGUGUAGCAUGCAAUGUUUCUACAACCUCAUUGUGUUCCCUUUCAGCAUCUUUGUACAUUCAUACAAUGCUUUGACAGUCACUUUCAAAGCCAUUCUUUCUUUGA